AGGAAAACUUCGUCAGGAAUGGAAUUAAUGAGACAUUUUGGUUUUGUGUAGUGAUGAAGGGCAGCUAGUCUCCAAGAGUUACAAUGAUAGAUUGUGUUUCGUCAAAAAAGGUUUCCUGAUAACUUAAAUUUGGAGAGGAUGAAUAUCAUUGCUAAAAUCUGCUGAUAAUUGCUAUAUUAUUUUCUUUAUUGUUCGGGAACAUUUCCCUUUUGACUAUUUCCUUUUUUCCCGUAUCGGCUUCAUCCAUUAAAAAGACCUGACCAUUUUAAAUCGCUUCCAGAAAAAAAAAUCUUCCUUGCCAACUGAACGUGUUAAUAUUAUUAGUAUCAGAAGUCCCUCGUCUUUCCCGCUCUCUACCUCUCUCGCGCUUAGCCUCAUCAAUUCUUGCUCACGAAUCUCGCCACCUUCUACAAGCUCAAUAAAAUCGGAAUAAUCUGCAAUCAAAAUAAAAAAAAUCACAGCCAUGGCCGCCUCUAAGCUGCUGACUAAAAUUCGAGCAAUUCAAAAUCUUCAAAUCGGACCAAACCCUAACCAACGACUGCUCAAUGCCACCAUAAGGCAUUUCUCUCACCAGCCAAUUUCUGCUCCUCCUCCUCCAUAUGACAACAAUAAUAGGAAGACUGCUGACAAUAAACAUCAAAAGGCGUCGUCUCUGAAGGAUAUCGAACUUGCUAAAUUCUCAGCCAUUGCUGAUACUUGGUGGGAUUCCGAAGGGCCAUUUAAACCAUUGCAUGCGAUGAAUCCCACAAGACUCGCUUUCAUUCGCUCCACACUUUGUCGACAUUUCCGAAAGAAUCAAAGCUCAGCUAGGCCUUUUGACGGAUUAAAAAUUAUUGACGUUGGUUGUGGUGGAGGAAUUCUUUCUGAGCCUUUAGCUCGAAUGGGAGCAACUGUAACAGGAGUUGAUGCUGUGGAGAAAAAUAUCAAGAUUGCAUGCCUUCAUGCCGAUUUGGACCCAUUGACUUCAACAAUUGAAUACUGUUGCACAACAGCUGAAAAGCUAGUUGAGGAGCAGAGGAAGUUUGAUGCUGUGAUUGCACUUGAGGUAAUUGAGCAUGUAGCGGAUCCUGCUGAAUUUUGCAAGUCUCUGGCAGCGUUAACUUGUCCUGGUGGAGCUAUUGUUGUUUCAACAGUUAAUCGAUCCUUGAGAUCUUAUGCGACUGCCAUUGUUGCCGCAGAAUAUCUUCUCCAUUGGCUUCCAAAAGGUACCCACCAAUGGUCAAGUUUCCUCACUCCCGAAGAGCUGGUACUGAUCCUUAAGCGUGGCUCUAUCGAUGUUAAAGAAAUGGCUGGAUUUGUGUACAAUCCCCUGACUGCGCGGUGGUCAUUAUCAGACGACAUAAGUGUGAACUUCAUCAUCUUCGGUACUAAAAAUGGCCAAUAAAGACACGAUUGAUGUAGGAAUUUAUGGUGGUAAUUAGAGCAAAAAUUUCAUUCACCAUGACAAAUGUGUACAUUUUCUAAUUCAUAUAUUCAUGGCAAGCAAACGACAAUGAUUAUGAUUA
This is a messenger RNA of Ricinus communis (castor bean), 1505 nucleotides long. RefSeq names its product ubiquinone biosynthesis O-methyltransferase, mitochondrial. The record is from RefSeq and is a predicted model, not a curated record. The coding region runs from base 464 to 1384 and encodes 306 amino acids. The transcript is spliced from 9 exons. Gene Ontology annotation, biological process: ubiquinone biosynthetic process. Gene Ontology annotation, molecular function: 2-methoxy-6-polyprenyl-1,4-benzoquinol methyltransferase activity. NCBI's taxonomy places the organism in Eukaryota, Viridiplantae, Streptophyta, Magnoliopsida, Malpighiales, Euphorbiaceae.